UCAGUUUACUGUCCAGUCGCACACAUCAUGUUUUUUGUUUGUUAGAAAUUCUUUUAUUUUGUUGUUUUCCUUUCAAAAUUUUUCGUUUUCGUUUCAACACUCCUCCGGCAAAAAGACACCCAAAAUUCAAUGUUUAGCUAAGCAAACCAACAAACUAGGAAGCUCGCUCUUGUAGUGCAGUGUUAAGAAGGUGACCUCUUAUAUAUGAAUUAUGUGACUACAGCAGUACGAAAGAUUGGGCCCAGCGCGCACGAUUUUAGCAAUCUUUUCGAGCGCACCAAACCCACUUCAGGAUGGCCAUACAUGAGCAGAUCGAUAACCUGAACAUCUGGUGGUUUCCGCGCGACUUUUGCCAGUCCCGAUUCGGCGAGUUUCAACAGAGUGGCACCAAUUCGUGUACUCUGAUAUCGCUGAUCCUGGCGGAUAAGGUGGCCAAGGCGGAAAGGUUCUAUCAUCGUGUGGGCGAAUUGCCACCUCGGGGCUGGGAGCUUUUCGGGAAUGCAAUGAACGAUGGCAACAGUGUCUAUCACAAUGUUAUAACAGCCCAUACGCCCUUAUCGCGCAAUCUAAAUCUUAAUAUACCAGACGCAAUAUCGGCGAUACGUUCACAGCAAAAGAUGAACUUCCGGCUGGAGGAGUGGUUCUACACGCAUAUGGAGGCCGAUCCUAGCAACCCCAUGUAUAAUCGCAACGUUGCCAUGCAGCUCUCUCGAAUCUUUCAGAUCACAUUGCAGGUAUUCCAGCAGGCGGGCGGCUCUGGUGGCCGAGAGAUGCCCAGCAAUCUCUUUGCCGCUAUUAUCGCGGAUAGUCGCACGGUGAUGAUGACCUUUGAUUUUCGCGCCUCAAUAGUCGCUCUAUUCGAUUCUCAUCAGCAUGGCCGCGAUGCUGGCGCUGUUUUCGCCCAAUGUACCAUACAAAAUAUGGACGAUCUGCUAUUCUGGUUCAUUAGUAUGCUGCACAAUGUCUACUCCAGCCGGCCCGCCCUCUUCGAGAUCUCGUUCCUGAGCUCACAACCGGGCGUGGCUAAGCGCAUACCACCUGCCAUCAAGAAGAUUGCGAAUGAGAUUAAAAAACCGACCAAGUCACACUAAACCGGGCAAAAUCAUAUGUAUCAUGUAUAUAUAUAUAUUUCUAAAUUCAUUUAUAUAUACACACAUAUGAUAUUAGCAUGGUUAUAUAUCCGAUUCACCUGCAUAAUGACUGAAGAGUUUGCCUAGUUCCUGAAAUCAUUGGGUAUUCAAGAGAAAAAGUUGAUCUUCAAAGGCUCGAAAAAAAAUUAUCAAAAACAACUAAAUUCCAAAACUUAAAGAAAUAAAUU
Messenger RNA from Drosophila arizonae, 1318 nucleotides. RefSeq lists its product as uncharacterized. Lineage: Eukaryota; Metazoa; Arthropoda; Insecta; Diptera; Drosophilidae. The record is from RefSeq and is a predicted model, not a curated record.